This is a messenger RNA of Cydia strobilella, 2878 nucleotides long. RefSeq lists its product as uncharacterized. Bases 141 to 2111 code for a protein of 656 amino acids. The transcript is spliced from 9 exons. The record is from RefSeq and is a predicted model, not a curated record. NCBI's taxonomy places the organism in Eukaryota, Metazoa, Arthropoda, Insecta, Lepidoptera, Tortricidae. Gene Ontology annotation, cellular component: nucleus; ribonucleoprotein complex; cytoplasm. Gene Ontology annotation, molecular function: mRNA binding.
AGAAUAAAAUAAUACCGGCGUUGAAUUAAGAAUUUAGCAAAUUUUUUUAUUAGUGAAAUAGUUUUUUUGUAAAACUGCAUAUUACUUUCUUGAUAAUCUAUAAAGCUCAAGUCUGUUUACAAAGAAUUAACUUGUGAAAAAUGAGUAAAACCAAUGGUCAAAAUGCCAGUACAAAAUCUAACACGAAAAGUGAUAAAAAGAUCAAAACCGAGAAACGUGAUAGUAACACUUCUGAGGGCUCCAAUUUAGAUUCAGAAGAUCAAGAGGUGGAAAAAUUAUAUUCGGGAAAGAGAAAACACGAGAUUCUUCCUCUGUUAGUAUCAAAUUUCCCAGAAAAUUAUGGUUUGGUAAAGAUGACCGAGUUCUUGGUGAAAAAGUGCGGGCCAUGUGAAGUCAGCUUAUCCGAGACUGGAGAUAAGAAGGUAGUUGAGGCAAUUUUUGAAAGUGCAGCAUUAAGAGCGAAAGCUAAGAAGAUCCUGGGGUCGCAGUCUAUUGAUAAAUCCCAAAUUAGGGUGGAAUCACCAUUAGUAGAAGUUUAUGAAUCAGACCUGGAGGAAAAUGAGGAACCACAAGCUAAAAGGAAGAAGGAAGGAGAUGAAAAACCAUGGGGUCUUGAUAUGGAUGUGUGGCGGGCGGACCCCAAAGGCUAUUAUGGGGUCAGACCCCAGUACUUAGUUUCUUUGGGUAUAGAGGGCUCACUUCAAAACUGGGUUUUGGUAAAAAAUUUCCGGUGCUCCAAAGAAGAUCUAAAGGAGGUGUUGACCCUGGCGGGCGAAGUAGUAGUGUGUGUGGUGACCUUCGCUAAUCCCAACUCGUACGCUCGAGUCAUGUACAGGCACCCGCUUGAAGCUUUACAGGCUGUUUCCAUGUUAAAUAAUCAAAAACUCCAUGGUGUCCCUCUAAUCGUCCGAAUAAUAAAAACUAGUUGCACUGGCAUUUUACCGAAAGGCCUCAACAGUAUCGGCCCAGGCUUGGCUAAAAACGGUACACCUUUAAGAGACAUUGUCAGACAUUAUGAAAGAUUUGUCAAAGGCCAAGAAACUGAAUUAAAUAGCAGCUUAUUUAGAACACCAAAAGAACAAUGCCUUCACGAUGAGGGUACCUAUUCAAAGAGUGAAGACGAUAAGAGAAAAGCUAAAGAAGCUUUAGAAACGCUGGUGUCUUUGGUCGCACAAGGAAUGAAAGUGGACGAUUUGAUGACAGUACUGAAAUCGAUCAAAGGCAAUCAAAACGUUAACUCUAUAGUUGAGAGUUUUAAAGAAAUUGACACGAAACCGUCCACACCUGAUUCCCACACUAGUAAAAAGGAAGAUAAGCCAAAUUUGUCAUUAGAAAAGAAAAGGAACCAGCCCAGUCCUGUAACCUCUAGUGAAAGCGGUUCAAGAUCACCAAGUCCAGAUGCUAAAAAUACUAAAAAACCGCCAGAGAAAGCUAAAAAAUCCCAGCAAAUUUCUACAAUCACGAAUCGAUCUAUAAAUACUGUUCGACCACCUGCUCCUAAACCUGCGCCUGUUAAACCUUGGUCUAAACCUGCACAGCCUCCCGCCCCAGGAACAACUUCUUUUAAAAGUGGACCGAAUAAGCCGGGGCCUCGGGGUCCUCCGGUUCGUCCGAUGUUUAAUGCGAGAAUGCCGGGCCCUAUCGGUCCAAUGUCAGGCCCCAUGUCUGGUCCGAUGCCUGGUCCAAUAGGUCCAAUGAUGGGGCCAAUGUCUGGCCCAAUGCCCGGCCCAAUGCCAGGGCCUAUGCCAGGGCCAAUGUCUGGUCCAAUGCCCGGUCCGAUGCCUGGUCCAAUGCCCGGUCCGAUGAUUGGCCCUAAUUUCUCCAUGCCCGGACCCACCCAGAAUUCAUUUGGACCUAAUGGACCAAUGGGUUCUAUUGCACCAUCGACGGGAUCAGAAGCGAAAUUGCAGUUUAGUAACUUGCCCCCGUCGACCACGUUCGCGUUGCUAAGCGAGAAGCUGUCUCAAGUGGGUCAGCUGCUGUCCAUACAGUUCACGACGCCCGGCUGCGUGGUCGCCAUGUUCGCUCACAGGGAGCAUGCGGAGAGGUGUCGACAGCAAUUCGACCAAUCCCGAUUGGAAGGAAAUCUGAUUGAUGUCAGAUUCAUCUAAAAAAUAUGCAGAUGUUUUUGACUUUAUCAACCAUGGUGGAAAGCUGAGUUUAUCAAUUUCAACCUUUAAGGAAUAGAUAUAAAGUCGAAAGUGUGUCUUUCUAUUACACAUAGCGUUACAUACACAUUGUGUUAUUCAGUGCAGUGAUCUUUUUAUAUCUGAGUUAUAAAGAUUAUAAAUUAAGUUUAUUAUUCACAUAAAGUAGGUAAAGUAGGUUAUACACACUACUACAAAUAGAUUAGAUUAGAUGAUUUAUUUCAUGAAAGACAAUUACAUUAUAAGUUUGCAUUAAUGUCAAAAAUAUUAAUUUCUAUCAUGAUCAUCAAAAUAAAAAUAAAAAAUAUUUUUUUUUCCUCAGUUCGUCAAUGGUUCGAUUAUAUAAUAUAAUAUAUAUGAUAAACAUAUAAGUUUUGUAUAAAUGUGUUGUGUUUAGUGAUUUUGGUCGAUAACUUAGUAUUGUUUUACUUAGUUUUAAUUCGUGCGGAAUGAUGAAUGCUUGAAAUGAGUCUUUAUGUUUGAUAGGUAAUUACUAUAGGUAUGUAUAAUUGCAUAUUAAUUAUAAGUUGGUUAGAGCUCUUUUAAACUUCUUAUAUCCAUACCUAAUUGCUUAGUGGUUAGUGUGACUAUUACCUAAAUAUUUAGUUUUUAGUGUUUAAGGUCUUCUGACAUUAACGUUUUUGAUCAGCGAUUCUAUAUUGAUUUUUUGAGUUGCGAAUGCCGAAACCUCGAUGAUUUGUUGCUCAUAGAAAUAAUUAAAUAAUCAUCGG